Molecule: messenger RNA, 1335 nt
Organism: Brassica napus (rape)
Lineage: Eukaryota; Viridiplantae; Streptophyta; Magnoliopsida; Brassicales; Brassicaceae
Product: bifunctional enolase 2/transcriptional activator-like
Exons: 15
Coding region: 1-1335 (444 amino acids)
Biological process (GO): glycolytic process
Cellular component (GO): phosphopyruvate hydratase complex
Molecular function (GO): magnesium ion binding; phosphopyruvate hydratase activity
Source: RefSeq, a predicted model, not a curated record
AUGGCUACUAUCACUGCUGUUAAAGCUAGACAGAUCUUCGACAGCCGAGGUAACCCCACCGUCGAGGUUGAUGUCCACACAUCCACUGGCGUUAAGGUGACAGCUUCCAUUCCUAGCGGAGCUUCCACUGGAAUCUAUGAGGCAGUUGAGCUAAGGGAUGGAGGAUCCGACUACCUUGGGAAAGGUGUCUCAAAGGCUGUUAGAAACGUUAACUCAAUCAUUGGCCCAGCCUUGAUUGGCAAGGACCCAACUCAGCAGACUGCUAUUGACAACUUCAUGGUUCACCAACUUGAUGGGACUCAGAAUGAAUGGGGCUGGUGCAAACAAGAGCUUGGAGCCAAUGCUAUUGGUUCUGUGUCUCUUGCUGUUUGCAAAGCCGGUGCUGUUGUCAGUGGAAUCCCUCUCUACAAGCACAUUGCUAAUCUUGCUGGUAACCCCAAGGUAGUGCUACCAGUUCCCGCUUUCAAUGUCAUCAACGGUGGAUCCCAUGCAGGAAACAAGCUUGCAAUGCAGGAGUUCAUGAUUCUCCCUAUUGGAGCAUCAUCUUUUAAGGAAGCCAUGAAAAUGGGCGUGGAAGUCUACCACACCUUGAAGUCUGUGAUUAAGAAGAAGUACGGUCAGGAUGCAACCAACGUUGGUGACGAAGGUGGCUUUGCACCAAACAUUCAAGAGAACAAGGAAGGUCUCGAACUUCUCAAGACUGCCAUCGAUAAGGCCGGAUACACUGGCAAGGUUGUCAUUGGAAUGGAUGUGGCUGCAUCCGAGUUCUACACAUCAGACAAUACCUACGACUUGAACUUCAAAGAAGAGAACAACGAUGGCUCGCUAAAGAUUUCUGGAGAUGCUCUCAAGGACCUGUACAAGUCAUUCCUUGCAGAGUAUCCAAUUGUAUCCAUUGAAGACCCAUUUGACGAAGACGACUGGGAGCACUAUGCCAAGAUAACCCGCGAGGUGGGCGAGAAGUAUCAGAUUGUAGGUGAUGAUCUGUUGGUCACCAACCCCAAGAGAGUUGAGAAGGCAAUCAAAGAAAAGUCAUGCAAUGCUCUUCUUUUAAAGGUUAACCAAAUAGGAUCUGUAACGGAGAGUAUUGAGGCGGUUAAGAUGGCCAAGAGAGCUGGUUGGGGAGUGAUGGCCAGCCACCGUAGUGGAGAGACCGAGGACACCUUCCUUGCUGACUUAUCUGUUGGUUUGUCAACCGGGCAAAUCAAGACCGGAGCUCCAUGCAGAUCAGAGCGUCUUGCCAAAUACAAUCAGCUAUUGAGAAUUGAGGAGGAGCUUGGAGCCGAGGCAGUGUAUGCAGGAGUCAAUUUCCGCAAGCCUGCGAAGCCAUACUAA